This is a messenger RNA of Aspergillus tubingensis, 1917 nucleotides long. RefSeq lists its product as uncharacterized. The transcript has a single exon. The coding region runs from base 1 to 1917 and encodes 638 amino acids. NCBI's taxonomy places the organism in Eukaryota, Fungi, Ascomycota, Eurotiomycetes, Eurotiales, Aspergillaceae. The record is from RefSeq and is a predicted model, not a curated record.
AUGUCAGGCAGACGACCACCCAACCAACGGAGGAUACCUAUCGGAGCACAUAAGCAAAUAACUGCAUCCGAAAAUGACCCCGAAGAAUGGCCGCAGGACAAUGACAACAUAACCCAACAACUCACAGAAGCACAACGCAAAGCCUUAGAACUUGAAAGGGAGAACAAGAACCUAACAAGCCAAGUCCAUGAUUUGAACCAAGUGCUUGUUGAGCGAGAACAAGCCUUCGCGCAAUCGGAGCAAGAGCUGCGAAAGACCCAAAAAGAUCUCAAAACGAUAGAAUCCCAAGUCAAGACGAACGAGGGGCAUGUCCAAGCCGCCUACAGCGAAAAUACUCUGCUUAGUACGAAGAUCAAUGCGCAAAGUGGCCAGAUCAAUCGCCUUCGUCAAGAGCAAAAGAAGUUGAAAGACGAGGAGGCUAUGCGCCGUGGUGAGAAUGAGAAGCUACAGCAGCAGAUGCUUGAAGCAAGUCGAGAACUUAAUGAACUCAAGCAGAAGCUGGCAGCGAAGGAAUCGGAAUCUGCAGCGCAAGAAGCGGAGAAGAGGCAGCUUGCUCAGGCGAUGGAUAAAUAUAAAGGGAACGAUGCUGAAUUAAGAAAGCAGUUAAAUAGGCUUGCGGAGCAGGUGCAUACGAAUGAGUCUGCGAUGGCAAUAGAUACUGUCGCACAGCCUACAAACCCGAUGUUAUCCGCCUUGGUCCCUUACACCCAGAAUAAGCUGAUUGCUAGCAACCCCUUCGGCUCCUUCAACUUCCAGAAACCAUCUCUGACACUGAGGCAGGAAUUGGGAAGUAGCUUGUAUAGUGGAUCGCAGAGCACUGGAAGUAGCGAUGCCCCGACACCGGUGGGCCAGAGAGGCAGCAUGAGCAGCAUUUUCAGCGCGCCAGCGAUCCCUGCUCAGAAUCUUAGGCCACCCAUUGAGGCGGUUCCGGUGGACUGGAGCAAUAUCCAGCAGGCUGCCAAAACUGGCGCCAUUCCGCAUGUGGGACAAGCCCCUGUACCUAGUUCCAGCCUGAAGCGACCUUUUGCUGGAUUGGAAGCCCUGCAGGGCUUUGAUGGCUCGGAAGAGGCGAUCAAGAGGCUGCGUGUUGCUGCCGAUCAGCAGAAUCUUGGGUCCAAUUCAGACAACUCAUUCUUGACUCUUUUCCAAAAGUAUUUGCAGACGUUGCAGGAGGCGACUAAUCAGAACCAGAGUCAGCAAGAACAAUUAGAGUUAUUUAAGAGAACUGUCCAAGCUCUGACCGCGCAAGGCAAUACGAGCUUUGGAAGUCAGUCUUUGGACCCUCAAAUAAGUUGGAUUCAUGAUUAUCAGAAAGCUGCUGCACAGGCAGCUAAUAAUCCUUCAAAAGCUCAGCCUCAGGCUAUAGUUACCGGCGUCAAGCAGUCAAAAAAAUCACAGUCCAAAGAGAAGCCAAAAAGAUUCCUCACACGUACACCGCAGAAAUUCGAAUCAUGGCCAGUGUAUCUGGAAAAGAGAUAUAACCCGUCGACGUUAUUGACAGUACCACCUAUUCGAACGACACGAAAGAAGUUUGCCAAUUUCUCCGUCCCUGGAGCAUUUGUUGAAGAUGAUAAGACUGAUAGCACAGGGUCGGAGUCGCAGUGGGAGUUUCAAACCGCACCAGAGUACCACGAACCUCAGGUCAGUGUCCCAGAGCAAGUGCCGAUACCACCUGCUGUCAUAAUGGCACGGUUGGCUUUGCUCUUAGUGGGAGCUUUUAUAAUUGUGACGGCCGUGGUUGAAAAUCUAUUCGGACAGACAAAUAGAACGCAGGACGUCUGGAUGCAAUAUAAUGAGGUACCUGAGGAUGUCUUGGCUAAAGUCCGGGGCAGCGGACCCCCUGUUGUAGGGUCGAUGCAGGGCUUGGAUUACACCUUCGCAAGAUUCGUCGAUAUCAGAUCUCGCCUAGUGGGAUGA